CCGCUAUGACUGCAAUAGGGGAUGUGUCGCUCUGCGUCUCUCUCACCUCUCAUUAGUGUUUCAUCAUAUACUCACGCGUUUCUUAUUUUCCGUCAAGUUCAUUCCUCCGGAAUUUCGUAUUGGAAACGCUACUUGAAAAUGUGAUUUGAUUAGCAAAAGUUAAUGACAUUUAAAAAUCUGCGUUUGUAAGUUUUUCUGCCUCAGUAUAUUUGUUAGUAAUUAUUAAUAUAAACAAUUAAAUACUAUGAAUUCCAUUCGUAAAAUGUGGGUUUUUGCGUUAGUGUUGUGUCUGGGAUUGGGCCACCGAGCGAGGUCGCAAGACAUUAUUCCAGUCUUGGACGGAGUGCCAGAGUUGAGGGAGCUGGGUGGCACCCAAGCGGUGGUGGUGCCUCAGCUGGAGCCUUCAGCACCUAGCGAAGUCUUAAGGUUCCUUAACGGCCCACCGGACAUACCUGUUGAAGCCGAGCAACAGGGCUUAGACGGGGUUGCUAGAUUCAUCAACGGACCGACAGGCACAUCCGUCGAAGUAGAACAACGCUGGCCUCACCAGGACACACGGUUUAUUAACGGACCAACAGGAAUAUCUGUUGAAGAAGAGCAACGCAUUCAAGAGCAUGACACGAGGUAUGUCAAUGGACCAACAGGUAUAUCCAUUGAAGCAGAGCAACAAAGGCAAGGUCAGGCCACAAGGAUUGCCGCUCAGGCUGAGGCCCAGCGGCCAGACCAGGACACUGGUGGCGCCGUCAUCAACAACACAGGAAGCUUGACGGAGGGUCAAGAACAAACCAGGUCAAGCAGCCGAGGUGUGUUCUCCCCUGACCCCGUGGAUGAACUCCACAUGAACAAGCAACUGCCGCCAGGUCUGCAUAUUGACACUACUGAUUGGUCAAAGGACCCAGUGCACUGGAGUUUCAAGGGCGGUGAUUGGUCGCUGGUGGACCUACCAGACCCCGGUCACCCGGAUCUCCCCGCCCCAGUGCUGCCUGGACCAGCCCUGGUGGUCGUCACUCAAGAGGUCCUCAAAAAGGUGUACGUCCAGAGGGAAGUGACCGGACUAGCCAAUGUGACUCUGCACUACAGAUUCUUCCUUAGCCAAGGAGAUGUUCUCUAUGGUGUGCCAGAGCUCAAGGUGUAUCAGGUGCUGGGAAAUACUCCGCAGCUGCUGGCCACUGAGAUGACUAGAGGCUCUUGGUCAGGACGCACACUACACCUCUCUCAGCCUCCUCCCUUUACCAUCGUUUUUGAGGGACGUCUCAACAAAGAAGGUAACGAGAUCGCUCUCGACGACGUGACCAUUAGUGGCUUCAGCCAGGAAGAACGACAAGGCCAGGACGACCCUCAGUACGACCCUCAAGGCAAAGCUCUUCUCCAGGACGCAAUUCCAGAGUUCAAUGUUACCACCAAGACGACUACUGCCGGGGAAGAAACAACAGUAGAUUCCAUAGGAAACAUACCAACGGGUGAAAUAGAACGUGGCGGAAACGACACUUUAUCUAUCGAGAAGGGAGCCCCUACAGUUUACCCCGAAACAGGCCCAGAAAAUGCGACAGACAUCCCUAAGUUGACUGAUAAGGUGUUACAGAAAACGGAAGAAGCAGCACAGAUAACUAACGGAACGUUACCACUAACUGAAGGAAAAUUAUCAGGCAUUAACAUCAAUGUAACGGAAAUUGCUACAGAUAUUUCACAAGCUACAUCAACAGCGAGAGAAGGACAGAAGGUAGACGAGAGCAACAUUGAUCCAGGAGUUAAUGUGUCAGCGACACACGACUUGCUCCAAGAUCACAAUAACUUCACUACUAGCAAAGAUCCUGAGGAGACUGAUGAGAAUCCAGUAGCUGAGAGUAUUACAGAAGCUAGCGUGUUGUUUGACGAACAUAACGGCAGAUCAUUUCUUAAUUUCACUACAGAUAAUAGCCAAGAUAGCGAAAAUAACGCUACAGACAGCGAAGUGGUUGGCGAUGAGACUAAGGAAACUAGCUUUAACGCGUCAGACAGUGAUUCACUAAAUCACUUAAAAGAAACAAAACAAAGCCCUACGACAGAUAGUGAGAAGAGCGUCGGAAUUAACGAUACAUCAUCUUUACAUUCUACUACAACGAGAGAAUUGCUUAGCGAAAGAAAAAAUAAAGAGGAACUGCUGGAAACGACCUCAUACCCUCGAAUACUUGAAGUAAUCCCGCCGAGGACUUUAACAACAACUGAAGGAUACAGCUUUGUUAACACCACAGUCCCUUGGAACUCUCAGAGCACUAAGAGCACCUCUCACUCUUCCACGAUGUUGGGAGACAGCAUAAACCCCUGGGUACCCGUCCCCAGCGAAACUCCACCACAACUGAGACCUAGUUCCUCAUCUCCUUCAGAAGACAUCAGCAGCAAAUCUCCUGGAAUGUCUGAUGAAAUGCCAGUGUCGCAGACUUCUUGGGGCAUCUUCCAGUUCUUCCUUGUUCUGUGUCUCCUUGGCCUCAUCACUCUAGGGUUUCUCUACUGGCGGAAAAAGCGGCGACUAGAAAGUAUCCCGUUGAUUUACCAGAGUCUUCAUACCAAACUGUCACAACCCUACCUCACCCCCGAGGACGACUCUAACUUCACCUCGCGCGGUGCACGAAGUAACUACAAGUCCUUCGAGUAA
This is a messenger RNA of Cherax quadricarinatus, 2632 nucleotides long. The record is from RefSeq and is a predicted model, not a curated record. NCBI's taxonomy places the organism in Eukaryota, Metazoa, Arthropoda, Malacostraca, Decapoda, Parastacidae.